AUGGAGGAGAUGUACCUUCUAAAACAUCCGGGGGUUAAGAAGAAGAUUCUCGCCGGAGGCACCGGCCCACUGCCGCACUUCCCACCUGGGACCAAGCUGGUUUUCCAUUUUCAGACGCUGUUGGACAACUUUGAGCGCACGGUGGUGGAUGAUAGCCGACUGGCCGGCAGGCCGGCCGAGAUCUUUGUGGGGAAGAUGUUCAAGUUGGAAGUGUGGGAGACGCUGCUCACGUCCAUGCGUGUAGGGGAGGUGGCCGAGUUCUGGUGCGAUGCUGUUCACACAGGUUUGUACCCCAUUGUGUCAAAGGGAAUGCGGCUGAUUGCUCAAGGCAAAGAUCCCCUGGAGGGCCAGAGGCACAUGUGUGGAAUGGGGAACCUCUUCCACUAUCACUCCACUGGAUUCCCGGAGCUGGAUGAGCUUAUGAGAACACCGCAGCCUCUCAUCUUCAUCAUGGAACUGCUCCAGGUGGGGGACCCCAUGUCCUAUCACAGGGAGUCUUGGAUGAUGGAGAAGGAUGAGAAGCUAAGCACGGUGCCCCUCCUCCACGCGCGGGGCAAUGCGCUGGUCAAGCAACGGCAGUACAGGGAAGCGGCCAGCCAGUACAAGGAGGCAGUAUUGCUCCUUAAAACCGUCCAGUCCCGGGAGAUGCCAGGCGAUGUUGAUUACAUCAGCUUAGGCCGCAUGAUUGUCCCUCUGGAACUGAACUACUGCCAGUGCAUGCUGGAACUGCAGGAGUACUACGAGGUUAUCGAGCACGCCGACGAACUGCUAGACAAACACAAAGACUGCGUGAAGGGCUACUACAAGCGAGCAAAAGCGCACGCCGCCGUGUGGAACGAAAAAGAGGCGCGCCGGGAUUUCAACAUGGUGGUCCACCUGGACACCACGCUGGCGUCGUUGGUCCAGCGAGAGCUCAGGGCCUUGUCAGAGCGGAUAAAGGAGAAGUACUGGCAGGAAAAGGACGCCUACUGGAACAAGCUUGAUGCCAAGGGUGAAAAAGAGGAGAAGGUACUCGAGGAAGAAAAGGAGAAGGAAGUUGGCGAGGACGAAGGUGAUAAGACGGAGGGGAAGGACUGGCAGCAGAUGUUACGUCUAGUGAUGCUGCUUCAGGAGCAAGGAAACAUCCUGGUGAAAGAAAACAGGUUCCAGGAAGCUUCCAGCAAGUUCAAGGAGGCUUUAGAUUACGUGGACUUCCUUAAAAAUAAGGUGCACCAAGGCGAUGAAGACUGGGAAUCUUUGGAGAAGGUGCGCCUGCCACUCACGCUCAACCUGAGCCAGUGUUUGUUGGAGCUCCAACACUAUCAGCAAGUGGUACAGCUCAACGACAAGCUGCUGGAAAGCCAUGAAGGUCACUUCAAGGCGCUCUACCAGCGUGCCCGAGCGCACGCUGCCUUGUGCAACGAGGAAGAAGCUCGUCAGGACUGGGCCGCCGUGGAGAAGCUGGACCCUCAGUUUAAAUCCUUGGUCCGCCAGGAGCUAAAGAAGCUGGGCGAGAACCUCCGAAGCAGGCACGCACAUCAGAACAAAACCUACUGGGACGCCACGCGGGAAAAGUGGGGGUCCGGAAAGGAGGUUGCGGAUGAAAUCGACCGAAGCUGUAAAGAUCGAGUGGACGAAGAAGCUGAAUCUGAUAAUGAAAACACAGCGGGUAACGACAAGGUGAGCGUGGAUAAUGACAGUUCCUCCGCCGCAGUGAUAGCGUAG
Nerophis lumbriciformis (worm pipefish) is the source of this 1704-nucleotide messenger RNA. Lineage: Eukaryota; Metazoa; Chordata; Actinopteri; Syngnathiformes; Syngnathidae. The record is from RefSeq and is a predicted model, not a curated record.